GCCUCUCCAUUCGGAACCCCCCUUUCCCCAUCAUUCGUGAACCCCUCCUCCCUUUGGAGCAAAACCCUAGCCGCUUCUUCCUCAGGUUCCUUGCCGCCGCCUCCCCAGGUUAUCCGUUCUCGUCGCCUCCCCAGGUUAUCCGUUCUCGUCGCCUCCGCUUCUUCCUCUUCCCCAGAUUCGGAACCCAGGUAGCUCGGCCCGUCGUCCACUGGCUUCUCUCUUCCUGGCUUGGAGGUUGGAGCAGCUCGCCGUUUGCUGUCGUCUCACCUGUCGCCGUCGUCUCGUCUCUCGUCGGUUGCCGUCCGUGUCUCCGUCGAAGAUUCAUCCCUCGUCAUUAUCAUCGGCAUGAACUCCGAACCAAAACCCCAACUCUCUGGAUAAAAUUGUAACGAAAGCUGAUUGGGACUUUUUCUUCUACUUAAGGUAUGAAUCAGAAUGAUGAGGCCAAGUUGUGAAUACACAAGUGUCAAUGGACUAUAAUAUAUAUUGAGUUUGUGACAUUAGAAGGGUGUAAUAAUAACAAUAAUGGGGUCAUGUUAUUUGAAUAUUGAGGUUUAACAUUUAAACUCUCAGCUUCUCAGCCUUGUUUGAUUCUUCAUCUCAGGCAAUUGAAUCGAAUCAAUCAGGCCUUCCUUUUCUUUUUCUUUUAGUUGAUUCGUAAUUUUUCUAAUAUAUGUAGCUUUCUGAAUCAAGUGGAUCAGAUUAUGUAGUUUUCUUGAUUUGGGAUAUUUUCGGAAACGCAUUAGAAGAGCUAUUUUAUUAUUAUGUUUGCUAUAAUAAUAUUCACAUGUUCUGUAUGCUUGUGAUUGUUUCGGUGUUUACAUUUUCUUUCCAAGUCACUUGCUGUGGUUGUUCUUGAAGGCUUUGUAUGUGUGUGUGAGAAUAUGUGAUAACAUUGAAUGCUGCUGCAUCUAAUAGGAGUUCUUGGAGUACCCUCAUCUUUGGUCCUUUAUAAUUUAUUUAUUAUUUUAUUCUAAAACGGUUUUUUCGGUUAAACCACCGGUUGGACCGGUUGAACCAAUGAACCAGUGAACUAGUGACUAACCCAGGUCAUCAAAGAAACCAAUGAACCAGUGAUCAAACCGCUUUAGUCAAAGAAACCCUAGCCGCCUAGCCCUCCAUCGCCGCCGCCUAACCCAGGUCCUCAGCGCCGCCGCUGUCCCAGGUCCUCAGCACCGCCGCUUCUUCCUCCAUCGUUGCCGCCUAACCCAGGUCCUCCAUCGUCACCGCCUAACCCAGUAACUCGGCAGGUCCUCUUCGGCUCUUCAUCUUCGCUGGCUUCUCGGCACGGACCCAGGUUAGUGGCUUCUCGUCUUCAUCUUCACUGAGGGUUUCAGCUGUUUCAAGUUUGGUUCGGUCUUGGUUUCAACUGUUUCAAGUUUGGUUCCAUUUUUCUUCAAGUCUGCUUCGGUCUUGGUUUCAACUGUUUCAAGUUUGGUUCUGAAGGUCAAGCAGCUUCUGCUCUAAAUUCAGAUUCAAGUCUUCAAGCUAGACUCUUGGAUAAUAGCAGCCCCGAUCAACCUUUAGACUCAUCUGCUCACAGCACUGCUCAACAGUUAUCAGGAGGAAGCGUAUCGAUGGCAAUGGCGCACAGUGGCGGUGCAUCGAGCUCAGGGGUGAAGCAGCAGGUGAAAUUGGAGAAAGAAAGUGAGCUCCGGAUUGAGGUUGGAAACGAUGCUCCUCUUUGCCUUCGUCUUCUCAAUGGAAAUGCCGAGAUUUUCGGCACUGAGCUUGCACCCGAAAUUUGGCUCAACUUCCCUCCCCGACUCAAAUUCGCUGUUUUUACUUGGUAUGGUGCUACCAUUGAAAUGGAAGGUACUACUGAAACUGAUUAUACUGCUGAUGAGACACCAAUGGUUAGCUAUGUUAACGUGCAUGCUAUAUUAGAAGCCAGAAGAACUCGUGCUAAAGCUUCAUCCUCUGGUGAUUCUGAAUCUUCUCAGGGGCCUAGAGUGAUUGUUGUAGGACCUACUGACUCCGGAAAGAGUACCUUGUCGAGGAUGCUUCUUAGCUGGGCGGCUAAGCAGGGUUCAAAGCCUACCUUCGUUGACUUGGAUAUUGGACAGGGAUCUAUAACGAUUCCUGGAUGCAUUGCUGCUACUCCAAUUGAAAUGCCCAUUGACCCUGUUGAAGGAAUUACUCUUGAGAUGCCUCUUGUUUACUUUUUUGGCCAUACAACUCCAAGUAACAAUGUAGAAUUGUAUAAAGUGCUAGUCAAGGAACUUGGGGGAAUGCUAGAGAGACAAUUUGCUGGAAAUGCCGAAUCUCGUGCUUCGGGCAUGGUGAUAAAUACCAUGGGGUGGAUAGAGGGAGUAGGCUAUGAUUUGCUGUUGCAUGCAAUUCGUACACUUAAGGCCAAUGUUGUCUUAGUUUUGGGUCAGGAAAAACUGUACAGCAUGCUCAGAGAUGUCCUGAAGGGAGAGCCCAAAGUUGAUGUUGUGAAACUUCAAAGAUCUGGUGGAGUUGUAUCCAGGAAUGUGAAGGUCCGCCAGAAGGCCAGAAGUUUUAGGAUAAGAGAGUACUUCUAUGGCCUUCUUAAUGAUCUCUCUCCACAUUCUAAUAUUGCUAAUUUUAGUGACUUGUGCGUCUAUCGGAUUGGUGGUGGGCCACAGGCUCCUCGCUCAGCCUUGCCAAUCGGAGCAGAACCUGUUGCUGACCCAACAAGAGUUGUUCCUGUGAAUAUAAACCGUGAUUUGCUCCACAUGGUCCUUGCAGUCUCAUUUGCCAAGGAACCCGAAGAGAUCAUUUCAAGCAACGUUGCUGGCUUUAUCUACGUAACAGAUGUUGACAUUCAGAGAAAGAAGAUAACUUACCUUGCACCAUCCGCUGGAGAUCUUCCAAGCAAGUUUUUGAUACUGGGAUCCUUGACGUGGCUUGAGACAUGACCUAAUUAACAGUUUUGUGAUAGGAAAAUAUGUAGUGCUGUUGAUAUAUUUUUUUUCUUUGAUAUCUUGAUCAGUGAAAUUAGAUGUAAUUUACGACUAUUUUGGGGAGUGCUUAGGAACAAACUUUGUCUUGAGAUUAUUUUGAUUUAUCAAAGCGAUGGUGGAUUGAAGUGGUUAAGAAAAUCGUUGACCAUUGCGUUAA
This is a messenger RNA of Arachis stenosperma, 3087 nucleotides long. RefSeq names its product protein CLP1 homolog. NCBI's taxonomy places the organism in Eukaryota, Viridiplantae, Streptophyta, Magnoliopsida, Fabales, Fabaceae. Gene Ontology annotation, cellular component: nucleus; mRNA cleavage factor complex. Gene Ontology annotation, biological process: tRNA splicing, via endonucleolytic cleavage and ligation. The transcript is spliced from 13 exons. Gene Ontology annotation, molecular function: polynucleotide 5'-hydroxyl-kinase activity. The coding region runs from base 1578 to 2885 and encodes 435 amino acids. The record is from RefSeq and is a predicted model, not a curated record.